Molecule: messenger RNA, 3529 nt
Organism: Myxozyma melibiosi
Lineage: Eukaryota; Fungi; Ascomycota; Lipomycetes; Lipomycetales; Lipomycetaceae
Exons: 5
Coding region: 158-3529 (1123 amino acids)
Biological process (GO): vesicle-mediated transport; autophagy; intracellular protein transport
Cellular component (GO): cytoplasm; fungal-type vacuole membrane
Source: RefSeq, a predicted model, not a curated record
GACCGACAUACUCGGCAACGACCACCGACCGCAAUAAUCUCUAAACCAGAAAGCCGUAUCGGACGCAGUUCUUAUUCUAUUGCCGGUUCCCCUACAGCGCGGGUAUUUCAAAAGUUCCGUGCGCUGUAUCUCCGAUAACUGGACGUUUGAGUGAGCAAUGCUGCGUGCGUUCGCUCCUGUUCCCGUCGUGGAGCUGAGCUCAAAGGAGCGCAUUCAGGCAAUCUACAGUACAAAUGACAGACUGUUUGUUGGUCUCGCAUCCGGGGCGCUCAAAGUGUACGAGAUAGACGACUCGCAAGCGUUAUCUGACCCCGAUCCUUCGUCUGCUCCAUCCGACACCUCAAAACGAAGUCCAGCAAAGUUGCUCACUACCAUCGAUAAGUUCAUCAAAGGAUCAAUAGAGCAGCUCUUGGGCUUAGAAGAGGCGCGUGUGCUGAUUGUGCUGAGUGGCGGAUAUGUUCAUCUCUAUGAUCUCGACACUCUCGCAUAUCAAGAACGUCUGCACAGAACAAAAGGCGCGGUAGUCUUUGCAACUUCGUCCGAGCUCGAAUUUAAGACUCCGUUUGCUCUGCCGCCCAACACCGCGCCAGAGAAGCGGCCGUCCGUCGCCGACGUCCAACGGUCUGUCUCGAGACUCGUGGUUGCUGCAAAGAAGAAGCUGCACUGCUACGAAUGGCAGGGUGCAGAGCUGAUUGGGUCGAAAGAAAUUACGGUCCCCGAGCGACCACGAUCUCUCACGUUUAUCAAGCCCGACAGAAUACUUUGUGGCCUAGUGGUUGAGUACUUUGUCGUUGACAUUCCGGCUUCCCAAGUGUCUCCUAUAUUCGCCGCAGGAAGACCAGUUGGCGCAAUCGACGGAGUAUUGGCCGGCGUCGCCGCAAAUAUCGGUAGCAUAACAUCAUCUUCCUCGGCGUCUUCGCGGAAGCAGGGGUGUGCAUUAGCGGCUCGACUGCCGGAAGACGAGUCGGUGGUCUUGGUCAACGAGUUUUCCUCUGCAUUCUUCUCCUCAGAGACCGGGUCGUUCAUGAAGUCUAAACGACAGAUUAAAUUCAAGGAUGUACCGUCGAUGCUUGGCUACUCAUAUCCGUUUGUUCUCUCAGUCACCGCCAACGGGAAGAAACUUGAAGUGCGCAAUCCAAAGACGUACACACUGCUACAGUCCAUCAACUUCCCAACUCUACAGCAUUUCAACGACGGGAAAAACCCGUUUGUUGCUUCUUCGCGGCAAAUCUGGAAACUGAGCCGAAGGUCUUUUGAAGAACAGAUUGAGGAGCUCAUUGGCCAAAAUCAGCUUGAUGAAGCUAUUGCGCUGAUAGAGAACGUGGACGACGUAUUUGUCUCUGAUCGCUCGAGUAAGCUGAGAGAGCUCAAGAUGCGUCGAGCUGAAAUUCUCUUUUCAAAACUCAAGUUCUCGCAAUCAAUGACUCUUUUCUCUGAAGUUUCAGCACCUCCUGAGCGUGUUCUUAAAUUAUACCCUGAAGCAAUCUCAGGUGUGGCGGAGAGCUCAGAGGCUAUGAAGAAUGGUACUGACAUCCCGACUCCCGAAGAAACAAGUGCUGAGACUAAUGGGGAGAAAUCCCAUGGUCCUGCAGAGGUUCCACCUACCUCUGAGGCCACUGAAGCAGAGAAAGUUGAUGAUGAGGAGAGGCCAGACGAGGUUGAGGCUAGUACGGAUGCGCCCACAGACGCCAGCACAUCGAAAGCCGAUGCCAAUUCUGUUAGUCCUAGUCAGACCCACGAUAUACCAACAAUAACGGCCGAUACUGUUUCGUUAGCGGACUCUACAAAUGCCGAAGCACAGAAGAAGAAAGAUCUGGAAAUAUUUGAUCGAUUUCUACGGCCAACUACUAGUAAUUCAUCGUCUUCCAAGGUCGACAACAGAAAUGCAGUUGGACAGGGCAGUCGACCCGCUGCUGAUACUCUGUCGCUGUCGGAUAGCUUAGCCAACUUUCUGUCUUUCGGCAAAUCAAGCACCAUGCGAACAGCGCGGUCAGAACUGGGGAAUGCCGAGUACACUGGACCCGAUUCGAUGGACGGUAAGGCGUUGAUGAAGGCGGUGCGUUGCCUGCUGAUAUACCUCAUCGAUGCUAGAAGGAAGAUUGCACGUCUCACUUCUCUGCAGUCUGGUACUAUAACCGAGGAGGAUUUCGAUCGUACUGCGUCUGCAAAACUGAACCUUGCAUCAUAUGGGUCAGAUCUAGAGAAAGAGGCGUGUAUUGUCGACACCGCACUACUACGCUGCUAUAUAAUUAUUAAUCCUCAACUUGUCGGACCGCUAGUUCGAUUGCCAAAUCACUGCGACAAGAAUGCUGUUCGGCAGCAGCUUUUGAUGUACGGCAAAUACUCGGAGCUGGUUGAUUUCUACUUCAACAAGAAGCUUCAUGGAGAUGCUCUAGCUUUACUGAAGCAGCUUAGCGACAGCAAGAAGGUCUCCGAGUUUAACGGGCCGGAGCAUAUUGUACGAUAUUUGCAGAAACUGGGACAGGAACACCUUGAUUUGAUAUUCGAGUAUGCCAAGGAGCCAGUUAACAUCAACGAGGAGUAUGGCGUUGAGAUCUUCAUGGCCAAUACUCCUGAGGCAGAGUCUCUGUCUCGCAAACGGGUCGAGCAGUUCCUCCUCCCCAUAUCUAGGAAAUUAACCAUGAAGUAUCUGGAGCACAUUGUGUUUGGUCUCAAUGAUCUUUCGCCUGAUUUCCACAACGAUCUUGCUUUGACUUACCUCGAAGAUGUCAAAACCAAUGCACAGCUGUAUUCUUCGGAUGACGAGAUGGUACAACGACCUGUGCGGAAACUCCUACGCUUGCUUCGCGAGUCGUCGCAGUACAGACCGGAGAAAAUACUGGCUGCAAUGCCCAGAGACUCUUCGUUGUUUAUGGAGUCGAAAGCGGUGCUGUUCAGCCGACUAGGAGAGCACAAGCGAGCAUUAGAGAUAUUUGUGUUCAGUAUGAAGGAUAGUCAGAAGGCUCAAGAAUACUGCAUGAAUGUGUACGACUCGGACGUCCCUAACUCCAAGUCCGUGUUCUAUACGCUUCUCGAGCUCUACCUGAGACCUCCAGCAAAGGCAGCAACGAAUGGAUAUGGUGCAACCGCGCCUUCUCUUCCGACUCUUCGCGAUAACUUUGACUACCCGGGCAUGAACCUCGAGGCAGCUCUGGAAUUACUGUCGCAGCAUGGAUCGCGGCUGUCAGCUGUCGAUGCGCUCGAACUUCUUCCGCCUGACAUUAAACUUACUUCACUCGGGCAGUUUUUCGAGUCUCACCUGCGGGAAACGAACACUACGAUUAACCGGGAUCGGAUUUCUGCGGCUCUGCUAAAGGCGGAACUGGUUAGGACCCAGCAGCUGCUUGUGAAGCUGAAGAGUAAGAACGUUAUCAUUUCCGAUACAAAACUUUGCCCCGUUUGUCUCAAGAGACUGGGGAGCAGCGUUAUAUCGGUUUUCCCCAACCGCACAGUUGUGCACUACGGGUGUGCGAAGGCAUAUAAGGAAAGCUCUGGGCCAAGAGCACAAACGGUCGAGAAGGACGAGUAA